Porites lobata is the source of this 306-nucleotide messenger RNA. NCBI's taxonomy places the organism in Eukaryota, Metazoa, Cnidaria, Anthozoa, Scleractinia, Poritidae. The record is from the annotation of a GenBank genome assembly.
AUGCUAGUCAUUCGGAAGUCCUUAAAUUUGCAGCUCCUUGAUCAUUGUAUGUUUUGGGCGGCAUGCACGCUGGGGUAUUUUGGGUUUCUACAGUCCGCGGAAUUUACGGUCCCUUCUUUGGCAACUUUCUCCCCCUCGGUUCAUUUGGGCGUGCAGGAUAUCGCAGUAGACUCCAGCACAGUUCCCUCGUGCAUCCGCGUCACUAUCAAGGCGUCCAAGACAGAUCCGUUCCGCAAGGGCUGCUCCAUUCAUAUUGGCCUCGGCAAGUAUCCCCUAAGCGCUGUCCACGCAUUACUGGCCUAUUAG